This is a messenger RNA of Eremothecium sinecaudum, 387 nucleotides long. RefSeq names its product cytochrome c oxidase subunit VIa (gene COX13). The transcript has a single exon. Gene Ontology annotation, cellular component: mitochondrial inner membrane. The record is from RefSeq and is a predicted model, not a curated record. The coding region runs from base 1 to 387 and encodes 128 amino acids. Gene Ontology annotation, biological process: mitochondrial electron transport, cytochrome c to oxygen. Gene Ontology annotation, molecular function: enzyme regulator activity. Lineage: Eukaryota; Fungi; Ascomycota; Saccharomycetes; Saccharomycetales; Saccharomycetaceae.
AUGUUUAGACUGGCUAUCAGAAAGGCUUCCACGCUUCCACCACACGCUUUUAAGAAUGCAUUCCCAGCAGGCGGUGAUAAAGAAGCUGCUAGAGCUUUCAAGGAGCACAUGGUUGCUAGCGCUCACCAUGGUGAGAAAACUUCCAAAAUGUGGUACAAGAUUUCCCUUUUCGUCGGUCUUCCUGCAAUUAUGUUAGCUGCUGUAAACACCUAUUUUGUUGAAGCUGAACAUGCUGCACACAGGGAGCACUUAAAGCAUAUUCCAGACGAGGAGUGGCCAAGAGAUUAUUCCUUCCAAAAUAUGAGACAAAAACCUUUUUUCUGGGGCGAUGGUGACAAGACCUUAUUCUGGAACCCAGUUAUCAAUAGGCAUAUUCAAAGGAAUUAG